CCGGGGCAAGGCGGGACUUGUGACACUCCCUCGGCCCGUCCUACUGGCCAAGGCGCGAGAAAGUCUGCGUUACCGGCAGUAUCGGACGGGGACUCCCGCAGGCUGCAGUGGCCCCCCCCCGCCAAAAAAAGGACCGGGGCCUUGUGAAGCGCAGAAAAAAAGCCUGCACUGGAAUCCAGGCUCCACCAGCCGUGCCGAAGAGAAGUGUGGACGGAAUGAGCCUUUGGCGGGAGCCCAGCCGGGCACAUAGACGCGAGUCAAGAGGGAUGGACCGCCACAGCACGGCUCUGCACCUCGUGGCAGGCGGAUUAGGUGGAACAGCAGGAGCCAUUCUGACUUGCCCAUUGGAAGUAGUGAAGACCCGCCUGCAGUCCUCCACCUUGGCUCCAAGACCUGUUUGCUUAACUGCAGUACAGUUGCAAGGAGUGAAUGGAACAUUUGUCCGCCCAGGGCUCCCCAGGAUCGGCUUUAUUGAGCUACUAAGAGUCAUUCUAGAGAAGGAAGGUGUUCGCUCCCUGUUUCGAGGUCUGGGACCUAAUCUUAUUGGAGUUGCUCCUUCCAGGGCCAUUUAUUUUGCUGCAUAUUCGGGAGCUAAGGAGAGACUCAACACAGUGCUUAUGCCAGAGUCCAAGAAAGUUCACAUGAUUUCAGCAGCCUGUGCAGGCAUCACAUCCGCCACUUUGACCAAUCCUAUCUGGUUAGUGAAGACUAGGAUGCAAUUGGAGCGCAGUGGCAGAAACGAGAGGUGCACCAGUGCCCUUCAAUGUGCCAUGCGAGUUUACUACAGAGAAGGUCUGCGUGGCUUUUACCGCGGGGUUACUGCCUCCUAUGCUGGUGUCACCGAAACAGUGAUCCACUUUGUGCUUUACGAGGCUUUGAAGCAGCGACUCAGGGAACAUCAGCUGCUCUUGACUCCAUCAGUUGUCUUAUCACCCAGUGGCCAAGACUUCUGUGGGCUGAUGGCAGCAGCGGCUGUCUCCAAAACAUGUGCUUCGUGCAUUGCCUAUCCACAUGAGGUUGUUCGAACCCGGCUACGUGAGGAGGGAUGUCGUUAUCGCUCCUUUGUGCAAACUCUCCAGCUUGUGGCCAGAGAAGAAGGCCCCUCAGCUCUUUAUCGUGGACUUUCAGCUCAUCUUCUUCGUCAGAUCCCCAAUGCUGCAAUCAUUAUGGUUACCUAUGAGCUGAUUAUUCACUUGGCAACCAAAAUGUGAUGCCUUUCUAUUCUUGCCAGGUGGCUUAAGCUGUUAAAGGCUUUGAAGGGUAUGAUAGUUGAAGGGGUAGACUUUCCCAUUACAACACAUAAACCCUGUAAGAAAAGCCUAAAAAGUUAGGAUCCUUCUGUAAUGAGUGGUUCUGAAGGCUUGAUCGGUGAAAGAUAUGUUUGGCUGCUCUUGACCUUUAUCAGACAUUUAAAGGCAUGGACAAAAGAGCACAUACAGAUCACAAACCGGGACAGGUGUGGAAUUUACUAUGCAGAAAUUGAUCGAAGAAAACAUCUCUGGUGAAUGUUUCCAAGGUCUCACAGGCUAGGUGAUCAAUAGGCCCAUCAUGCAGUUUAGUGCACUGAAAGUGUUAUGCUGUACUCCUCAUAGGGCUGGAACUAAUCUCGUCAACUGAGUGGGGAAAUAGUUUUUAAGAAAAGGAGUAGAAAGAAGACUGGACAUUUUAUUGGAAGGAGAUUAGUAAUUUGGGUCUCAAAAUUGAACUCUCCAUCAGUAUCGGCCAGUGACAAGACCUUUACAGAUACAGCAAUGUUUCUGUUUUGAGCCUACCAGAAUAGCAAGUUGCUUAUCCUCUAGGCAGGAGUCGCCAACCCCUGGGCUGCAGCCCACUACCAGGCCGUGGCCCAUCCAGAACCGGGCCGUGCAAGCAGCAGGUGAGUGUGCGCACACGAAAUGCCGUUUUGCAUGAGUGGUGGACUCUCCCUCAUGCACAAAGUAACAUUUGCUCCAGCGGCAUGUGCGUGUGCCUGCCACUCAUGCAUAUGGUGUUUCAUGCACUCUCACCCGCUUACAGCUCAGAACCAUCCCCUCCCCCACUACCAGUCUGCCAAGGUGGAAAGGUUGAGGACCGCUGCUCUAAAAGUUGGUGGGGUACCUGUGCCCUCCCGCUUCAUGUUUUUCUCCUUGUUCAUAGGAAACAUAGUGACAAUAAGGACUGUAAAAUAAGUUCCUUUGAGAUAUUGCUGUUCAUGGAUUAUCCUUGUGUUUAUAUUCUCAGGUUUUGUUUACAUUUCUUGAUUUGUAGAUUUUAACCUCCCUAACAGGAGGGUAAAAAAAAAGAAAUCAAGUGGGGAAGAAAUAUGUUGGCAGCUAUUCAGAAUUCUCCAUGUGGGAGAGAGUUGUACAAUGUCAGUGAAGAGAAUAUUCUGAAAUCGGACUCUAGCACACCCUCCAGUUGAAAGCUUGUGCUUUGAUUUCUGUCUGUAUGAGGUUUUUAAAAAUGCAAAAAAAAAGUUAUGAAUAAAACUGCAGUUUUGAGA
Molecule: messenger RNA, 2482 nt
Organism: Thamnophis sirtalis
Lineage: Eukaryota; Metazoa; Chordata; Lepidosauria; Squamata; Natricidae
Product: solute carrier family 25 member 36-A
Biological process (GO): pyrimidine nucleotide import into mitochondrion
Cellular component (GO): mitochondrion
Molecular function (GO): pyrimidine nucleotide transmembrane transporter activity
Source: RefSeq, a predicted model, not a curated record